AUGACGAGCUUUCACAGCUGCAAGGUUUUGUUUUCUAUUUCCUUUUACAUUCCUUAAAACUGUUUUUUUUAUUAAUUUUUUUAUUCUAUUUUUUAAUUUUUAUUUAUGCUGAAUUCCAGUCAAUCUACCUGAACAUCUAUUUGUUACAGGGAACGCAUGACAAUUACCUCAAAAAUGCCAUUUCUCCAGGUUACACUGUGCGUCAGCCUACCGCCUGUCUGACUAGCUCGACUGAUAAUACAAGUUGAUCAAGUACAAGCACGUGGUAUUCUUUGACAUACUGUGGUCAUUCGCAGACUGUAGUGCAUGUUUUACGGAAGACCUGACACACGGUAACAAGAUGAUCAGAGUUUCAAGGAAGACAAACAAGGUCUUAACUUCCAUGUUACUGAUAGUCCUUCUAGGGGCUGUGUAUCUCUUUCAAGACUUUGGUGAACCCAUGGACAUGUACCUCAAAGAAGAUGUACAAAAGGUUCGCAGAUCCUCUGCGAAUGUAAGCUCCUUUAUAAAAUGUGAACGGAACGUGGAAGCUGCCAAGUCCCCGGGCUUCAGUAUGCUUUCUGUAGACUUUCAGAACUUUCUUUAUUACCGCCACUGCCGCAGUUUCCCCAUCAUACUGGACGUCCCCGACAAAUGCGGAGGAGUUGAUGAACCUGAAGACGUCUUCCUUCUGCUCGUCAUCAAAAGCUCCCCCAUCAACUACGACCGCCGAGAGGUGCUUCGCAAAACCUGGGCCAAGGAGAGGUUGCACAAGGGCGCACAGAUUCGAAGGAUCUUCAUCUCGGGAACAUCAAGUGACCAUUGGGAGAAAGACCGACUGAACAAACUACUCCAACUGGAGCACCAGCAAUACAAUGACAUCCUCCAGUGGGACUUCAACGACUCAUUUUUCAACCUCACUCUGAAGCAGGCCCUGUUCUUCGAGUGGAUGGCAAACAACUGUCCCCACGCUCGCUUCCUUCUGAACGGGGACGACGACGUCUUCGCGAAUACAAACGGCAUGGUUGAGUAUCUCCAAGGCCUCCAAAAUAACACCGGAAACAAGCACCUCUUUACCGGCCACCUGAUCACAAAUGCGCAGCCGAUUAGGUGGCAACAGAGCAAGUACUUUGUUCCGCCUCAGGUGCACAAGCCAAACAUGUAUCCCCCUUACUGUGGAGGUGGGGGCUUCCUUCUGUCUGGCCACACAGCUUUAAUCAUUAACAAAAUGUCCCAGUCGAUUCCCCUUAUUCCUAUUGAUGACGUUUACAUUGGGAUGUGCCUGGACAAAGCAAAACUUGCACCUCAAUCUCAUAUGGGUGUGAAGACACUAGGAUGGGGAUUUCCCUCUAGAAAUAUAGACGUCUACCACCCUUGCUACAUGAGAGAACUGCUCUUGAUACACAAAUUCAACCCUGGUAGGAUCUAUAUUAUGUGGCUACAAGUAAAUGACCCCAAUCUGAAGUGUGGUGUCAGCAGGCCAACGGGGGAGAACGAAACUGCAGGUUUUAUUUGAUAAAAAAAGGUCUUGCAGCGCUCGGUCAACGGUGGCUGUUGUCAGGUAGAAAGAGUCGGUGUGACCCUCUAAAUGAAGUUAUUUUUUUCUUUCUAAACUAUUUCUUAACUUAACUGGUAGUGCUGGUUCGCAAGCCUCAAAGCCAAUUAUAGAAAUUGACAGAAUGCAAAGGAAUUUGCAGAUUUUUCUUCUGUCUGUUUGGUUGGCUGAGUGUCUCUGUUAAACACUGCUGCAGGGUCGUAAGCUACAAUACAUCCCUUUUCCUCCAGGCCCUGCCUGCAGGCUGCUGACCAUCAAAUAGAGACAUGCUCAUCUGGCUGAGUGAAAGGCCUGACGGGAAGUUAUUUCUGGUAUUCUGUUUCUGAUACACAUGCUGAUGCAAAUGCACAGCACAUCUGGACACUACAUUUAUGUUCAGCUGUACUGUCAGAUAGCAUAGAAAGCGUGCUCAUGUUUAGAACACAUUAUUUGCAUUAACAAAACCUCAUGGUAUGAUAAGAAUCGCAAUAGCACUGAGCGUAAAACACAGCUAGUGUACAUGUCUGUUCUUAAAUCAACAUAAACCAAAAUAUUGCUCAAAUCAGAGAGCUGGACCGAUAACAACACAAGUCACCAACGCACAACUGAUCUCAUGAUGGGACGAGAUCAAGAAAGCAAGUGGGAUUCUUCCUGUGAACACCAUUAACAGUACUACCAGAGAGACCACUACCUAUGUUGUGUUUCACUGCACACCAAAAGUGGGACAGAGCUACAGAUUGACAUCCACAGAACUGCUAUGGCACGGCUUAAAUUUAAUUAGAGGCGGUAAAAAGUGGGGAGAGAGGACACACAGAAAGAAGAGACAACUUACAUAGUGUUUGGAUGGAUUCCUUCUCUUCUGCACGUCCACAACAUUAACGUCAAGGACAGUGCGGAACUGCAUCUUGACAGACCACCAACAACAGAAUUUGCACCACUACAAAAGGCACAAACGGAGACGUUCACUCAUGAAAAAAAAAAAAGAAAAAAAAACGGACAACCAAAAAUCACAAGCAACACUCAAGGAAAAGCGAGGUUGGGAAGCAAGAAAUAAAAGAAGACUCCGGACUCAGGCUUUAGGAGCAUCCAUUAAAUGGUGUUGUCAGACGGUCUCGGAGUUUCUGAACUCCUUGUGAAACAUGACAACGCAAUAAAACUGGCGUUUAAUCAGACUUCUCCUCCCUCCGGAGGGGCUGCACCGCAGCUGCACAGAGGGGCAGUACGAGGCAAAAUGUGCAGGGCGGUCCCACCUCAGCUGGCUGGACACUUCAAGAACAAAGGGGUCGAACUACUUGGGACUAUUUCUUGUUUUCCUUCUGUAACAUUGUACCAAAGCACACGAGCUCCAAAAAUCAAACAAACAAAAAAAACAAACAAAAAAAAAACCCAACACAAUCUGCUCGGCACACAUGCCGAAAAGACACACGUUCAUUUGUAUAAAAUGUGAAUGGAAAAGGGAAUUGUAUUGUUUACUGCAUUUUAUUGUUUAUCAUUUUUCCAACAAAAGACUGCCAAAACCAAACACAUCCCGACGGUUCUUCUUCAGAAAAGCAAUAGAGGAGAAUAUCUUGGUGGUAGUGAAUAACUGCACUCUAUACAAGUGCUGUUUUUUUUUUUUUAACUUCACGAAGACGCUUGUUUGACUUGUACUCAAGAUUUCCGACUACACUUAAACGCAGCAUAAACUAAAUGACUUUGCUCCCUCCUAGUGGAAGAAACCCGAGCAUGGAGGUGAAGAAGACGAUAAUAUUUAGUCCCUUUCUCCACAUGGGGGAGCUACACAACACACACUGCAAACAAUGUUUAUUACUACACCCUCUUAAGACACUUCUACUAAUUUUAUUUGUACAUAAUAAAAAAAUAGUUUAUUAGAAAGCUACAUGUUUACAUACAGUUAUUCAGAUUCAUGUUUCAUAUGCAGUAUUGUAUGGUCGGCAAAAUAUAUGAUUUGUCACAAUGUUUUAAUAACUGUGACCCUACAGUAUAAUAUAAAACAUUUCUGCAUCACGUUUUACGUUUAAGUAGCUACCUCUUUAACCCAUUUGUACAUUUUAUAAUACUAGUUUUGCGUUGUACUAAAGUAGUUUUAUGUGUAGUUCCUAAUCAGAAAAGUGUUUUAGUCGUUGUUAUUGUGAUAUUGGUCACUGUCAUUUGAAUGUUUUCCUACUGUUCACUUUUUUUUGUUGUUGUUGUUGUUGUUAUAUUAUAAAAAUAUAUAUUAAAAUAAAAAGAAAAAAAAUAGCAGCAUA
Molecule: messenger RNA, 3762 nt
Organism: Mugil cephalus (flathead mullet)
Lineage: Eukaryota; Metazoa; Chordata; Actinopteri; Mugiliformes; Mugilidae
Product: N-acetyllactosaminide beta-1,3-N-acetylglucosaminyltransferase 3-like
Exons: 2
Coding region: 341-1495 (384 amino acids)
Cellular component (GO): membrane
Molecular function (GO): hexosyltransferase activity
Source: RefSeq, a predicted model, not a curated record